GUGACGUCAUGGUUAGUGGGCGUGUCUCGGAGACGGUUCUGUCUCAGUCCGAGUCUGUCCGUCCUUUAAAAGCUGAACCCGAACCCGAACCCUGAGCCGAGCUGAGCACACUGUGGCCUUCCCCGGGCUGGUUAAGGCGGUCUGAAGGUUUUUAAGGUGUUCUGGACGUUCUAGGUGUUCUGGACGUUCUCUGCUGCAGAGUUUAGAGCUGUCGAGCUGGAACGUCUCCGCUGACUGAUCUCCGUGUUGUUCUCUGUGUCCGUGCAGUGCUGAUGGAUCCCUGGCUGGAAUGCAUGGAUUUCGGUGUUGCAAUGACUAAAGAGGCGGGAAAGAUGAUCCGUGACGCUCUUCAGAGAGAGAUAUCGGUCAGGGAGAAGAGCUCUCCGGUGGACCUGGUCACUGAGACCGACCAGAAGGUGGAGGAGCUCAUUAUAUCCUCCAUCAGGGAGAAGUUCCCCACUCACAGUUUUAUAGGUGAGGAGUCUGUGGCCGCCGGAGCCCCCAGUGCUCUCACAGACGGCCCCACCUGGAUCAUCGACCCGAUUGAUGGAACCACUAACUUUGUCCACAGGUUCCCCUUCAUCUCCGUCUCCAUCGGCUUCACGGUGAACAGACAGAUUGAGUUCGGCAUCGUGUUCAGCUGCCUGGAGAAUAAAAUGUACACCGCGCGGCGCGGAAGAGGAGCGUUCUGCAACGGAGCCCCGAUCACGGUCUCAGGGCAGCAAGACAUCACCAAGUCCCUCAUACUGACAGAAAUGGGCUUCAAGAAAGAUUCUGAACACUUCAGAGCCAUGAUGGCCAACAUGGAGAGCAUUCUCAGUAUCCCGGUUCACGGGAUCCGGGCGCCUGGCAGUGCAGCGGUGAACAUGUGUUUGGUCGCGUGUGGAGCAGCAGACGCCUAUUACCACAUAGGAAUCCACUGCUGGGACAUGGCAGGAGGGGCUGCCAUACUGACUGAGGCUGGAGGAGUCGUCAUGGACAUCACAGGGGGCCCGUUUGAUCUGAUGUCUCGGAGGCUGAUCGCAGCCAGCAGUCAAGGGAUAGCAGAGAGCAUCGCCAAGAAAAUACAGCCGUUCUGCUGCGGACGAGACGACACGGAGAGCUAGAUCACGCGCUGCCUGCACACCAGAUAAAGGGAUAAACACAUCCUGUAUGCAGAUAUACAGUGUAAACUGUCAGUUAUCAGGAGAGCCGGCAUGUAACUGACCGCCUUCAUUCACCAAUUCCCCAUAAACUACAUCAGUUUAGUAGUUCAGACUCAGGCUUGAGUCUUAGAUCAGUGUUUUGCGAGAUGUGUGUGUCGGUCGUUGGCUUAGAUACACAUUCAUGUCCAGAUACUGAUACUGGAGCUCAUGGAGGUGUAUUGGGUCUAUAGAGUCUGAAUCCAGUUCUGAUAUUUUAGUUUACCCUGCUUUACUCUCUUUACUCUGCUGUCAUAAGAGUAAUAAACUGACCUGGUCCACAGCUCAAAGGCACAUUUUCAGAAGUUAACAAGCUUAAAUAUCUGCAGAUGUUUGUAAAGUGGAAAACAAACAUACCCGAAAAGCUGCGUGUGGCUUCUGCAUUCUCAAAAGUCAGAGGUUCUGGUUAAACUAGGCGAACUUUCAUCAUUAAACUGACAACCUGAAAAAAAUGGA
Pygocentrus nattereri (red-bellied piranha) is the source of this 1637-nucleotide messenger RNA. RefSeq names its product inositol monophosphatase 1-like. Gene Ontology annotation, biological process: inositol metabolic process; signal transduction; phosphatidylinositol phosphate biosynthetic process. Lineage: Eukaryota; Metazoa; Chordata; Actinopteri; Characiformes; Serrasalmidae. The transcript has 9 exons. The record is from RefSeq and is a predicted model, not a curated record. The coding region runs from base 273 to 1106 and encodes 277 amino acids. Gene Ontology annotation, molecular function: inositol monophosphate 1-phosphatase activity.